Messenger RNA from Pseudovirgaria hyperparasitica, 2329 nucleotides. Its product is annotated as acid protease. The coding region runs from base 313 to 2229 and encodes 638 amino acids. Gene Ontology annotation, molecular function: aspartic-type endopeptidase activity. The record is from RefSeq and is a predicted model, not a curated record. Gene Ontology annotation, cellular component: fungal-type vacuole. Gene Ontology annotation, biological process: proteolysis. NCBI's taxonomy places the organism in Eukaryota, Fungi, Ascomycota, Dothideomycetes, Acrospermales, Acrospermaceae. The transcript is spliced from 2 exons.
CAAGCAUCGACAGUGAUGCUACAAUACUAUCCGCAAGGAUUCCAGAUGAAACUUGUUAGUCUGUGGGGCCGUCCGCUAGAGUCGGCUACAGUGAACGCUUAGCAUCAGCUUUGGACUAUCUAUCCAUAAUUCCAAGCCCACUUUAGCGCCCUUAAGAAAAGACCCUCCUUAUAAUACUGGCCCCAUGCGAUAUGGAUGAUAUGAACUGAAUGAGCUAAUACUCGGAAUGCCGAGACAUUUGCACUUCGUCAGAUUGCGCGCCUCUCUCUCCACUUUCUCUUCCUCAAGGGCUAUGUUUUUUGCUCUUCAUGAAUGAGCCAAACUGGCUCCCUAGCGCUCAUGGAGAAUGCAUUGUCUCGAAACGCCAUGGUUGCGCUGGUCGCAUUUGUAUUGUUCUCUGCGCGCUCUGUAAUAGCAGCAGGUAGUCCGAUUAAUUUGCCUCCGAGCCAGUGGUGGGAUGGUAACGAUGGUCCAUGGUCUACCUUCAGCAUCCUCGUUGGAACGCCCGCCCAGAACGUUCGCGUCAUUCCUGGCACCGGCCAAUCGUCAACCUCGGUCGUCGAUUCCGCAUAUUGUUAUAAUUCCGAUGGCAGCGUCAAAUACACAGAUUGUCUGAAAGAUCGUGGACUGAUGUACACGGCGGGUGACUCGAGCACGUACGAGUCAAAGGGCAUGUUCGAUGUCAGCCUCUAUUGGGAGAACAACCUGGGCAUAGCUGCAAACGCUACGUAUGGCUACGACACCAUUACAUUGGGCAUUCAAGGCUCUGGCCUUCCAAGUCUGACUCAUCAGCUCAUAAGUGCUGUUCAGGUUCGCCAGUAUUGGCUAGGGACGUUGGCGCUCAAUCCUCGCCCUCUAAACUUUACCGAUUUGAACAAUCCGCAGGAGAGUUUACUUCAGGCUCUGCGCAAACUCGAUGACCCAAUUCCAAGUACAAGCUGGUCCUAUACCGCGGGAUCAUACAAUCACGAACCGAAAGCUUUUGGCAGUCUUGUCUUAGGUGGCUAUGACACAACAUACUUCACUCCCAAUGACGUAACCUUUGAUUUUUACCAAGACAUUUCAACGGACACCAUGGUUGCUGUACAAUCCAUCGGGUCUAAUAUAACAGAUCAGUCGCUUCUAAGCUCAGGCAUAUUCGCUUAUGUCGACACCUUGGUUCCUGAGAUCUGGCUACCAACCGCGGCGUGUCAAGCCUUCGAAGAUACGUUCGGGAUAGAAUGGGAUGAAACGGCCAGUCUUUACAAGAUCAAUGAUACGAUUCAUGAUGAUUUGCUACAAAAGAAUCCGGUCGUCACUUUCAAGAUUGGGCCUGGUCUGACAGGCGAUGCAGUUAAUAUCGAGAUGCCUUAUACCAAUCUCUAUUUAACUGCCUCGUCGCCGAAGGUUCAGAACAGCACGCGAUACUUUCCUCUGCGGCGAGCAGAAAGCGACAAUCAGUAUACACUAGGCCGCGCCUUUCUCCAAAGUGCGCAUCUUUCAGUCGACUACGAACGCCAAAUAUUCAAUAUCUCACAAGCGUUGUACCCAUCAAGCAACACACCACAAAACCUUGUCGCGAUCCUCGAGCCGACUGUAUUAACCGCAAAUAGUACCGACGUUACUCAAUCAGGACACGACAGACUAGCUACAGGUGCAAUCGCCGGGAUAGCAAUCGGCGCAAUCGCCGUAAUCACGGUCGUGGUCAUAAUUUUCUUCUUUGUCUAUCGUAGACACCGCCGUGCAAAGAACACCCCCUUCGACCCACGAUACGACAAAGCCGAGUUAGACGCCAUCGAACAAAAUAUUACCAUCGGCCCAAACAAACAAGAGCUUGACGCCAGCAGCGAUACCCCCCACGAAGUACUCGGUGGCACAGACUCCCAGGCUGAGCUUGACGCUGACGAGCGCUCCAAACGCCAGGAGGUUGAUGGCGAUGUUCCACGUCCAGUCUUUGAGAUGGCGGCUGAGCCAGUGUCACUCCCGGAACUCGACACUCCGGACGCAAAGGAUCCGGAUGCAAUAUCAAGAAUGAGACAUGAGAUGCCAACGUCGUCGAAUGAUCCGCAUGCAUCGGAAAAAAGUGCACUGGAGGCGCAUCAGCCUGCGGAGCCUGUGCAGAGGCCUUCACCGAGGUAUGAGGAGGUCCUGCUACCGCCGUCGGUUGGCUCCAGGACAAUUUCGCCACAGGCGGUUGCAGAGCAUAUCAAUCGGCGGCUGUCGCCAGACAAGAGAGGCCGAAAUCCGUGAAUGCCGUGAUGUUUCUUGUUACAAGAAAAGUCAAAAGUAUCUCGGCAAUACGCGAGCUGGCUGUUGAUAGCCCGCCGUGGAAGAUUGAACUUUUACGUCC